AUGAGACUGCAAAACCGAGUUGCAAUAGUGACGGGCUCGUCCCAAGGUAUCGGGCGGGAGAUCUGUCAUCAGUUCUUCGUUGAAGGAGCCUUGCUCGUAUGCGCUGAUCUUAGACCUAUUGGAAAGGGCGAAGACACUGCUACACACGAAUGGAUCAUCGGCAAAGGCGGACGAGCCAUUUUCGUUGAGACCGAUGUCAGUGUAGCCACCAGCUGGGAGGCACUCGUUGCGCGAGCAGUGGAGGUAUAUGGUCGACUUGAUAUAGUGGUCAAUAACGCUGGCAUCUGCACGGAGGCCAGCAAUCCGCUACCCAUCGAUCAAGUCGACGAAGAUAUGUUUGACGCCCACAUGCGUAUCAACACACGAGGAGUCUUCCUUGGCUGCAAAUAUGCCGUUCGUCAGUUUAAGGCACAAGCGCCGCAGCCCAAUGGUAUGCGCGGCUGGAUCGUGAAUGUCGCUUCGAUGGUAUCCAACAUCGGUAUGCAGGGCCUCACUGGGUAUACGGCGUCCAAGGGUGCUGUGGCUUCGAUGACGCGAACCAUUGCGCUGGAUGUUGCGAAAGAAGGCAUAGUCGCCAAUUGCAUUGCUCCUGGAUUUUCGCAAACUGCAAUGCUCGAGGAUGCGCUUGGUGGGGCCUUGUCGUCCGCAGCGGACGCGGUCAAAGCCUCUAUUCCUCGCGGCAAAUUCGGCCACCCCCACGAUCACGCAAGGGCUGCGGUCUACCUCGCUAGCGACGAUGCGCAGUGGGUCACCGGACAGGUGUUGAAUGUUGAUGGUGGCUUAACAGCACAAUGA
Messenger RNA from Alternaria novae-zelandiae, 795 nucleotides. RefSeq lists its product as uncharacterized. Lineage: Eukaryota; Fungi; Ascomycota; Dothideomycetes; Pleosporales; Pleosporaceae. The transcript has 4 exons. The record is from RefSeq and is a predicted model, not a curated record. Gene Ontology annotation, molecular function: oxidoreductase activity, acting on the CH-OH group of donors, NAD or NADP as acceptor. The coding region runs from base 1 to 795 and encodes 264 amino acids.